Messenger RNA from Apodemus sylvaticus (European woodmouse), 2025 nucleotides. It is a transcript of the gene Ap3s2, whose product is annotated as adaptor related protein complex 3 subunit sigma 2. Bases 48 to 629 code for a protein of 193 amino acids. The record is from RefSeq and is a predicted model, not a curated record. The transcript is spliced from 6 exons. Gene Ontology annotation, cellular component: intracellular membrane-bounded organelle; membrane coat; AP-3 adaptor complex. Gene Ontology annotation, biological process: intracellular protein transport; Golgi to vacuole transport. NCBI's taxonomy places the organism in Eukaryota, Metazoa, Chordata, Mammalia, Rodentia, Muridae.
GUGCGUUCUUGGAGCAGCUGGUGCUGAGAGAAGCGGGACCGGCAAAGAUGAUUCAGGCGAUUCUGGUUUUCAACAACCAUGGGAAACCGCGGCUGGUCCGCUUCUACCAGCGUUUUCCAGAAGAAAUCCAACAGCAGAUUGUUCGAGAGACUUUCCAUCUGGUCCUCAAGCGAGAUGACAACAUCUGUAACUUCUUAGAAGGUGGAAGCUUAAUUGGCGGCUCUGACUACAAACUCAUUUACCGGCACUAUGCGACCCUCUACUUUGUGUUCUGUGUGGACUCGUCAGAGAGUGAGCUGGGCAUCUUGGACCUCAUCCAGGUUUUUGUGGAGACUCUGGAUAAGUGUUUUGAAAAUGUCUGUGAGUUGGACUUGAUCUUCCAUAUGGAUAAGGUGCACUACAUCCUCCAGGAGGUGGUGAUGGGUGGGAUGGUGUUGGAAACAAACAUGAAUGAAAUUGUGGCUCAGAUUGAAGCUCAAAACCGCCUGGAGAAGUCGGAGGGCGGCCUCUCAGCAGCCCCGGCACGGGCCGUGUCAGCUGUGAAGAACAUCAACCUUCCAGAGAUUCCCAGGAACAUCAACAUCGGCGAUCUCAACAUCAAAGUUCCCAAUCUGUCCCAGUUUGUGUGAAGGUGGAGGACUGGGCUGAACUGGAGUUCUUAGGAUGAGCAAAGCAGUCAAGUCCAGAAGCAGAACCCUGUUGAGCCUUUACAGUCGCACCUGGGGGCCCUGAGCCUUUCACAGAGUGGGAAGGGAGCUGGGUGCACACUGCCUGGCCAUCCUGCUGCUCUCUGAUACACAGGGCUCUGGUAGACACCAGGGCACUAAGCCACUGCUCCUUUGCCUCCCCCCUCCCUCACAGCUGCCCUCAGGGCCAGGGACUGUGAACAAGCCACCUGCUCCCCAGGGCCCCACCGCUGGGACUGAAUACAUCUGACUUCCUCUCUAGCACCAAGGGCUUCUGAGAUCCUGUAUCACUUACUGGGAAGAGACCAGGGAGAAGGGCCAGCCUUUCAGCUGUCAGGCGUGGUGAGUUGGCAGGUGAGGGCAGGGUGUGUGCUGCCUCUGCUAGGGCCUCUAUGCCCUUUGAAUGGCCAAGCACUGUGGUCCGCAGUUGCUGCAGAGCACAGUUUCCUUACUAGCAUAUUCCUUCUUGUUGUCAGAGGCAUCUAUGUGCUGGAUGGUUUAAGUCACAUUCUGGGUGCAUGAUGCCGUAACCACUACACACACACACACACACACACACACACGCGCGCGCAUGCACGCACGCACGCACGCACGCGCGCAUGCACACACGCACAGAGAGAGAGAGAGAGAGAGAGAGAGAGAGACCUAGAACCCUCUCCCAGAGGAGAGACCAAUUUGUGUAGAAUGUGACGACUGAAUCCUUCCCAAGUUAUGACUCUUCCCAAGUUUAAAAUACACUGUUCUCUUGGAAGCAGAAGGUUCGGUGCUGUGUUAUGAAUGAAGAACUCUCCACAUACACACACUUGUUCAGAAACCCACUCCAGUCUCCCAUUCUAGAGCUGGGAGCCUGCACUGGGUGCUCUGUAGACUGAGCCUGCAGCUCUGGAACCCUGCAAAUAUUAACACGUGCUGGUGCUAAGGCUGAUGCACCUCCACGGGGAGCCGCCCCACCCAGCGCCUCUCUCUCCUGACAGUGCAUUCCCACGGCUUGAGAUGCUGAUGUCCUAGGAGGACCACGUGUCUCACCCAGUGUGUCUCAGUUCCCAGCAGGGCUUCCUGCAUUCUGCCAUUGCUAAUGCAGCGCCCUGUCCUCACCCUUUCAGUCCCAUCAGAGCUGCAGUGAUGAUGGACACUUGGCUAGAGGACAGACCUGAGACCAAUCCCUAAUGCACUCUCCCGCAGCAUGUUAUUUCUAUUUUAUGCUAUUUUAUUGCCAUUUGAGUACAUUCAUGCCCCAUUCAUGCAGGAAUUAAGCAUUUGCUGUAGGGUGGGUGACAUGAGAAGACCUUUAAUACUCCUUACUAGAGACUUUUUAAAAAAGAUUUAUUUUAUUUCUGGA